This is a messenger RNA of Toxoplasma gondii ME49, 9253 nucleotides long. RefSeq names its product IgA-specific metalloendopeptidase. The transcript has 9 exons. The record is from RefSeq and is a predicted model, not a curated record. NCBI's taxonomy places the organism in Eukaryota, Apicomplexa, Conoidasida, Eucoccidiorida, Sarcocystidae. Bases 571 to 8679 code for a protein of 2702 amino acids.
CCGGGAAACGCGGCUCCCCCUCCGUUGGCUUCGCGCUCUUGUCUGCUUGCACGCCUAUGUGAUACGUGUUUCGUGGCGUUCUGCCUUCGUUUUUUCUCUAAGUCGCAUUUAAAGAGUCCUCUUUCUGCAGGCCCCAGAUCGCUCGGACGGACGCGAGGCCAGCGCUGGCGGUUCUCUCCCCUGCGACCGCGCGUGUAGUCGUUUUCUAUCGUGGGUCUGGGGAAAAGGAUUUUUUUAAAAAGACAAGACAGAGGAUAUUCGCCCCCCCAGACGAUGACCAACAAUGUGAGAGCGCAGAGAGACCGACGGGACUCUGUCUUGAACUCCCGUUCUCGCUGCGUCGAGCUUCCGUCGCUUCCGCUCCUCUCUGCUUGCCUCCGCUGUCUCUCGCCUCGUAACUGCCUAUAGAAACCCAUCAGUACACGUCAACGUACACACAGCUACACACAUAGAUGUAUGCAUAUGUAUUCGCUGUUUCGCUGUUUCCCGAGCUGUAGAUCGCUGUAGUGUUCUUGGCUGUCGAGAGACAGAAAAGGCCCCCCUCUCUCUGAAUCGCGGAGCUUGCAAAAAAUGACGAGCGCAAGGACGAGAGAAGGACUCGUGGGUGCGGAGGCACCUCUGGGCGAAGGGGAAGAAGAUCUUCAGGAUUCGAUCGCUUGCUCGGUUCCCCGCGCGCCGACGAACUCUUUCGAAGAAGGAUACGAAGUGGAGUGCGUUGACGAAUGUCCAUACAUCAAAUUCCAACACGCUUCCAAGUUGCCUCUCUCUCCACUGCUUUUCGACGCUUCUUCGUCUCCCGCUCCUCUUCCCGAGCGUCUGCUGGCUGCGAGGUGUACUGACAGCCUGUGUCUUCUGCACUGUUGCGGCGUGCUGCUGCUGCCGGGCCUCGACAGCAUCCUGGCGGUCGACGCAACGGAAGCCGCUUGCGGAUCGCCGAUUUCUCGCGGCCGUCUUCCCCUGCAUGCGUCGAAGGAAGGCGAGACGAAAGAUGCGUUUCCUUCUCUCCUGCUCCUCAGUCCGGACGCGCGAUUUCUCGCGGUGGCCGUCGACUGCCAGGUGAAGCUCGUCCAGCUAGGCGGGUGUGGAGGACCCUCGUGUUCGAAGAGCGCGGGCGAGGCUUCGAGGGAGGGGAACGCAGAAGCGCGUCUGGGUGGACAGCAGGGGGGAGAUAGUUGCAUUUCUGAGAAGACACAAGUCCUCUCUCUGGCUGGCUUCGCUUCGCCUGUCAAAGACAUCUCGUGGAUCUGGCCGUCUGGAGACAGAACGGAGACAUGGUGCGAAGGCGACACACAAGGCGACGCAGAGCGCCUGAUUGGGCUGGCUGUCUUGACAGAAAGUGGAGAGGCUUUUAUUCUCUCUCCGAGGGGCGCCCAGGCGUUUCCUCUCCCUGCACACGGCCUCGCCAUCCACGCGCUGCCGCGACGGAGCCCAGCGGCCGCGAAGAGCGAGGGGGCCGGGCCAGGGGGUCUCGCACCCCUGACGGCGGUCGUGAGCUGCUGCGCGCCCGCGUCCCUUUGGCUAGUUGGGCUCCAGGAGACUGCGCUGCUUCCGGAAGGCAGCGGGCAGGGCGAGUCGCUGUACGACUUCGGCCACCGACGACCGGAUGUGAGCCGAGAGACCGCGAAUGAAGAGAAGAGGAAGGGGAGAAGAAAAAUUCGAGUUGAAGGUCUGGCCGACAUUCCCGGCUACGAAGACGAGGCACAGGCUUUGCACAAAGGGCGAGGCCGCUUCGUAGGUGUGCACUGCCUGGGCGCUUCUCUUGAUUCUGCUGCGGGCGAGAGUCCGCUGCCCCUGGCGCUCGCGUGGUUCGUCCCCGACGCGGACCUGUCCACGGGAGAAGACGAUUGGGAGAAGCCGGAGCUGGAGAGCGACUCUGCGGAACCUCGCCUCGACCCACUGCGGCAGGCGCCCGCGUCGGCCGAGGACUGCGGCGAUUCGUGGAGCUGCUUCAUCCUCUUCGGCUUCCUCGCCCGGCGUCCAUACACCCCCUCGGACGCGCGGGCGCUCCCCGGAGACAUCGGCGAGGCAGAGAGCGCAGACGAGAAGGAAGAGCUCGUUUUCCGCGUCUACGCCGCGAGUCGAAACGAGAUGUUUCUGCGGUCUGUCGCGGCCUCGACCGUCUGCAGAUUUCGGUGGAUUCCUCAGUGGCACUGCCUGUGGGUUUUCAGCAACGCAUGCACGCAAGUGAUCUGCUUCGCGCUGCCCCACAGCUUCUCCCGGAACGGAGAUCCUCUCCCGUCUCCUCGCAGCUCCUCGUUCCUCGGCUCUGGCGAGGUCCCCUGGCGCUGCUUCACGAUGCCUGAAGGCCGCGCUCUGGAGACGGCAGACGAAGACGCCUUUCCUCAAGGUCUUGCGCUCUUCUUCAACUUCAAGGAAAGCAUGUUCAGAGAGCACUCCACCACAGACACGCCGCCGCUCGAGCAUCCGCCUGUCUUCUUCCUCCUUCAGUCCGACGGUCAGGUCUGCGUCCAUCUCGCGGACUGCUGCGAAUGCUAUGUGGAUGACGCGGGCAUUGGAAAGGAGAAGAGGCUGCUGCCUCGUCUAGAGUGGACUCCCGUAUCUCCGCCAUCUUCUUUUCUGCUGACAUCGUGGACAGAAACACGGCGACGCGCUUGCGGGGAACAGCCUGCGACUCCAGUCCCCAAGGUGUCUCCACCUGCCCUGUCUCCUUCCUCGAGUUCUCUUGCUUCGCCGCUCUUCGCUUCGCUUCAACAGGGAAAGCCGACGCCUUCUCUGUUCGGAACUCCGUCGACGAAUGCUGCUUCAGCGCCUUUGUUUUCUUCCUCCUCAGGGACUUCGUUGUUCCCUUCUUCUGCUUCCUCGACUUCUCUGUUCACACCUGCGAAGAGCGAGGAGGAGGCGAGGAAGACCGGGUGGGUGGUUCCCACUACGCACCUGAAAGUCACUUCUGCUUCGUCUGCUGCAAACGAUCCGUCUGCUUCAAACGGCGCGUCUGCUUCGAAUAACUUGUCUGCUUUAGACGGCUCUUCUCCUCGUCCUCUCAGCAGCAGUCGUAAGGACUGUGUGGACCAGGCGCGUCCGGCGGCGAAGGAGACGCGUGAGGAGGCGCCGACGCGCAGACUGCCUGCAAAGUCUUCGAGCAGAGACCCUCAGAGAAGAGGACACUGCUUGCAUUGUGGGGCAGUGGACGUCGGCGACCGUCGCGGCGGAAGAGAAGCAGAGCGAAGGCGGAGAGAGAAGAAGCUGCGACGCAGAGUGGAAGCGAAGAACGCGUCUCUUCGGCAGGCAGCCGCGGCCGCAAAUGAGGUGAUUGAGGCGACCCUUCAAGCUGCUCGAGGGACCAAGGCGGAGCCGGCGAGAGAGAAGAACGCGAAGAAGCGCAUUCUGCUGACGGAGGAGCAGUCGGAGGUGAAGGCACUCCUCGACGAGUUCGACGAGAAAAAACAUGCGUUCUGCUCCUUCUCCCGCUUCCUCCCCUCCUCCCUCUUCCGGCCUCUUCUUCUUUCUGCGCGCUGCUUCGAGAAUGCGUUGCGACACGAAGAACGGCGCGACGUCCUCCUCGAGUCGUCGCCCGUUUCUUCUUCUGCCUCUUCUUCUGCCUCUUCUUCUUCCUCUUCUUCUUCCUCUUCCCCCGGGUCGCUUUUCGUCAGUCGCUGUGGGGAGAAGGAUGCCCCGGUGGACUGUGGGGCAGAGCAAGAGAAGCCGACUGCGGCUCUGCUGCCCGCCGCGGCAGCGGGUCUGGCGCGCACUGGACGGCUGGCGGACAAGUUGAAAGACGAACAACGGAACGUUCGCACAAAACAGGAAACGGAGACGGAGGUUGUGGAGACGCUCCAAGAAGCCCAGCAGCACCUCGUUGCGUGGCGCAGCUGUCUCGAGGCCGUCAGGGACGAGUUGCUUCUGCGCAUGCAGUUCGCCGAGAAGAGCGAGAACCCGACCGAGAGAAAUGGAGAACAGACGGACGCCGCGGGCCGAGAAGAAGGAAGAAGAGACCGAGAAGCAGACGGACGAGAAGAGAAGAGAGAGAGACAGGCGGAGAGAGGCAACAGCGUCACAGAAGAAGACGUGAUCGCGUGCAUGCAGAAAAUACAGUCGGAGUCGGGAGCGAGACGGAAUCUGUUCGAGGCAUUGCAAACGCUGCUUCCUGCCGAUUCUGAGCACGCGCAGCUGAACACCGAUACACACAUAAAAUGCGUCUUGACUCACCUGGAGUCUGGCCUCUUGAGGGCCGAACGUCGUCUCCUUCUGUUGCUGCAGCGGUUCCGGUUCUACACCUCCUUCCAGACUCGAUUUCCUUCCUCGCUUGAUCCGGAAUCUGGAAGUUCUGUGCGUCGACUUGCCGCCAGCGGCUGGCCGGGCUCGUGGAAAAUCAACAGUGGUCUUUCUUCGCUCUCUUCGUACGGUGACAAGGGUGUCUCCAGCCUCCCGCUUGCCCACGGAAAAGACUCAGACAGAGACGCUCGCACCAAGAGGGGGAGUGUACAUACACCCGACACGGCAUGUGGCCGAGGACGACCCGGAGGGUGCUAUGGGCUCCGAUUUGAGUGGCUUGAAGAAGACGAGUUUCCGGACAAAAGAGAAGAAUCUGUAGUCGAUUCUCACCGUCGUGUCUCGUCGACAACUCAUCCUGUCUCAGAGGGGACUCCUGGCGCCCGACCUUCUCUCGCUUUUUCUCUCUCUGCGUCCCCGCCCUCCGCGUUUCACCUGUCUCUCUUUGGGUCUCCUAGAGGGGCGGGAGACUCGCGGAUCGCCUGCUCCCAGGGUCCAGGCGGCAGUGUGAAAGACGGUGGAUUAGCUGGCAGCCGCUCAGGAGCCGCGAGCGGGGAUUUCCUUCUCGACAUGCAUGCAGAGCAUCGCGCAGCGGGCCUCGUCGCCGAGCUCGAGGCUGCAGUGAGUGAGUUCCUCUCUUCGGUGCGUCAACUGGAAAUCGACCUCGCGAAGCUGGAAUGGAAGGCGACAGAUCUUCAGUCUCCUGCUCGCCAGUCUCCAUCGUCUUCUUCUUCGACUUCGUCGUUCGCUGCGUCUCUGUCGCUUCUUUCUUCAAGUGUCUUCGGAGAGCCGUUGCCGCCUUCCGGACCUUCAAGGCUCCCCGAUGUCGCGGGUGCUGAGAAGCCAGCGAAGGACGGAGAACAACGUUUUCCUGUGUCUUCUCUCCGCGAGCAGAGAGAACGGUUUGACGAACGCCGCAAGCUGCGCAGGCAGCUGCUGGAGGUGUGGCGCGCGACGACGAGCACAGACCCUCAACAGGAAGGGGAAGAGGAAACAGAGACUGACGCAGACGAAGAAGAGGAAGAGGAGGAAGAAGAGGAAGAGGAGGAAGAAGAGGAAGAGGAGGAAGAAGAGGACGAGGAGGAAGAAGAUGAGGAAGAGGAGGAAGAAGAUGAGAGUGAUGCAUUUGAAGUUCUGGAGGAUUCAAGUUCAGUGAGUCACGACGAAGAAAGCGAUGAAUGGGAACCUGUAGGCAGCGCGUCUCCUGAAAAUCCACAGACUCCACCUCGUCAGUCGGUCGUUUCUAGGAGACUAGGAGCUUCGCUGAGAUCCGGGAGAAGGACCUCAAGGAGCAAACAGAGAGCGAAGUUCGCGCCUCUCUCAGGAGACGAGGAUUCGUCUGAGAAUGCUUGUUCUUCGUCGCCGUCCUCCCCCGACGAUGUCUCUCCGCGGCGUCCUGGAGCAGAGCUAUCCGACUCGGAAGGUGCUCCCGAAGACGGAGCGUCUUGCUCAAAUUCACACGACGAAUCGGCGAGUCUCCCUGUAUGUGGUGUGCCGGGAGAAACACACAGUAUCUCCCAUUCGUCUCUCUUUUCCAUCAAACCUGAGGACGUCACCCAACCUCCGCAGUCUGCGUCUUUCCAAUUCGCCUCUUCUCUUGCCCCCCGCAGAGCGUCCGGUCUAGGACACACUUUGUUCUCAUUCGCGUCCAAUUCUUCCUCGCUUCCUCCUGACCCCACAAAGCCUUCGUCUGCUUCCUCAGCUCUUCUUCCUCCUGAUCCCACAAAGCCUUCGUCUGCUUCCUCAGCUCUUCUUCCUCCUGAUCCCACAAAGCCUUCGUCUGCUUCCUCAGCUCUUCUUCCUCCUGAUCCCACAAAGCCUUCGUCUUCUACCUCAGCUCUUCUUCCUCAUGAUCCCACAAAGCCUUCGUCUGCUUCCUCAGCUCUUCUUCCUCCUGAUCCCACGAAGCCUUCGUCUUCUACCUCAGCUCUUCUUCCUCAUGAUCCCACAAAGCCUUCGCUUUUUACUUCAGCUCCUCUUCCUCCUGAUCCCACAAAGCCUUCGCUUUUUACUUCAGCUCCUCUUCCUCCUGAUCCCACAAAGCCUUCGCUUUCUACCUCAGCUCCUCUUCCUCCUGAUCCCACAAAGCCUUCGCUUUCUACCUCAGCUCCUCUUCCUCCUGAUCCCACAAAGCCUUCUUCUUCUACCUCCGCUCCUCUUCCUCCUGACCCCACAAAGCCUUCGUCCUCUACCUCAGCUCCUCUUCCUCCUGAUCCCACAAAGCCUUCGUCCUGUACCUCAGCUCGUCUUCCUCCGGACCCCACAAAGCCUUCGUCUUCUACCUCAGCUCCUCUUCCUCCUGAUCCCACAAAGCCUUCGUCUUCUACGUCAGCUCCUCUUCCGCCGGACCCCACAAAACCUUCUUCUUCUACCUCAGCUCCUCUUCCUCCUGAUCCCACAAAGCCUUCGUCUUCUACGUCAGCUCCUCUUCCUCCGGACCCGACAAAGCCUUCGCUUUCUACCUCAGCUCCUCUUCCUCCUGAUCCCACAAAGCCUUCGCUUUCUACCUCAGCUCCUCUUCCUCCUGAUCCCACAAAGCCUUCUUCUUCUACCUCCGCUCCUCUUCCUCCUGAUCCCUCAAAGCCCUCGUCUUCUACCUCAGCUCCUCUUCCUCCUGAUCCCACAAAGCCUUCGUCUUCUACGUCAGCUCCUCUUCCUCCGGACCCCACAAAGCCUUCUUCUUCUACCUCAGCUCCUCUUCCUCCUGAUCCCACAAAGCCUUCGUCUUCUACGUCAGCUCCUCUUCCUCCGAACCCCACAAAGCCUUCGUCUUCUAUCUCAGCUCCUCUUCCUCCGGAUCCUACAAAGCCUUCGUCCUCUACCUCAGCUCCUCUUCCUCCUGAUCCCACAAAGCCUUCGUCUUCUCCCUCAGCUCCUCUUCCUCCGGACCCCACAAAGCCUUCUUCUUCUACCUCAGCUCCUCGUCCUCCAGAACCUUUGGAUCCUGGAGCUGUCGGCAGGGAGAAAGGCGAAGAAGAGACAGGAGAAGGAGAGAGAAUCGUCUCAGACUUGGGAGAGAAGGUUGCCGAGGUGUCUCCUGAUCUGUCGGAGACUAGUCUCUCUUCUGGUUCUUCUUCCUACGCCCAGGCGCGCGAAUUGAGUCAGCCGGAGUUGCAGACGUCCGAGAAGAAGGCGGGGGACGUGGAGAAGAAGGCCGAGGCCGGCGAAGACAAGCCGAAGAUUGCAUCUUCUCUCUUGGGCGUCACAUCUCUUGGCGCCUCAAACGCCGCGCCGCCUGCGUCUUCACCUUUCGGCGACUCGACGACUUCAUCCUUCGCCGCUGUCGGGCCGCAGGCGGGGUCUCCGUUCUCGUCUCAGGCGCCGAGCUUUGGCUCUGCCUCCAGUCAGACCGCCGGAAGCUUUUUCACGGGGACAUUUGACACGAAGCCGAGCGCGGGAGGCUCUUCGCUGUUUGGAGGCUCCAAACUGGAUCUGAAGAGCCUGAGUGAGUCGCUCGCCGCGCCUCCUCCGAUGACUUCCGGCUUCGCUGGAAAUUCUUUUCUCUCCGGGGGCCUCUUUGGGUCGUCGCCCGCGUUCUCCGCGUCGGCGCAGCCUGGCGAGAAGCUCGCGGGAGGCGCGAACUCUGGUGCGCAGGUCGGAGGCGGCCUCCUAGGUCUCUCGACCCAGCAGCCUUCCUUUGCUUCGCCUUUCUCCGCCGCCUUCGGCUCGAACGCGUCGCCUUUCUCCGGGGUAACAGCCGCGCCCUUCGGCGGAAUAGGCGCUGGCGGAGACGCCGCGGCCGCAGCGCCUUCUGUCUCUUUCAGGGACGUUGCCGUCGACGACCUCAGCAUCGGACAGAGACAGACCUACAGCUUCGGCAUGGCGGAUAACAGCAGCAACCUCUCUUCUGUUAAUCUCGGUGGUAGCUCGCUUGGAAACUCAGGGCCGACUCCAGAACGCACCGGCUUUGCGAAUCUCGCCGGGAAUGGAAGUGGGGGCUUCGCGGCGUUCUCCACGGUCACGGCACCCACGGGCGGCGGCUUCGCGGCUUUGGCUGCGCAGAACUCGACAGGCUCCGGCUUCUUUUCUUCUUCGUUCUCCUCUUCGUCGUCUUCGUUUGCGUCUUCGUCAUCUUCUUUUGCGUCUUCGUCGUCUUCGUUCCCCUCUUCGUCGUCUUCGUUCCCCUCUUCGUCGUCUUCGUUUGCGUCUUCGUCAUCUUCUUUUGCGUCCUCCCCGUUCUCCUUCACUCCUGCGGGGGCGUCAGGGGCUGCUGCCGCGCCCUCUGCGUUCCCGGCUGGAGGCGCGUUUCCUUCGUCUGCUGUCUCCUCCUUCUCCGGCUUCGGUGCUUCGACCGCGCCGGGGACAGGCUUCGGCUCCACCGGCGCCUCGCCUUCUGGUUUCGCCGCCUUUGCUAGCCAAGGGCCAGCAGCCUCGAGCGCCGGCAGGGCCGCGGCGCCCGCGGGUGGCUCUCUCUGGAGUCGGCCGAGAACGUCCAAUCCUCUCAACUGAACGACGGGCAGGUGGACGAGGGAUUCGGAGUCUCUGAAAAAGUGCGUUUUGACGGAGUCUUUUGGGCUCUGGAGAAAGCAGAGUGAAAAACGAGAGUUCUGCGCUUGUCAGAGAAGCACGAAAAAAUGAACGCGACAGACGCGGCCCAUCUAAAUUAUAAACACAUAGGCGGAUCGACUCUCAAAGUCCUACCAUCCCACAGGCCGUUUGCCGUUUUGUGAACUUCUUGGUGGUGAGCACGGGAGGCGCGAAGUCCAGACAAGUACCGGAGAAAGGCCCUCCUUCCUCAGAGCCUUGAUUUUCCUUUCUUUCCUAGGCUUUUUUCUUCUCUCUGACCAUUCACAGUCCCUGUUUCCAAUCCUUUUCGCCUUCAUGAGUUUCUUGACAACGUAACAGAAACCGACAGAGACUCGACCUAAGAUAUCCAGGUCCUCUCUGUGUAUGCGUUUGCGGAUCGAAACAAGAAACCUCAAAGGAACCCCGCACACGUUCUCCCUUCAAACAAGUCUGGGUGCUCGUUUCAUUUCUUUUCUGGAUUUCCGGUCCUUCCAUGGAUUCCUUGAAAGCUUGCCGG